AUGGAAGAAAACGGCCUGAACUGUUCUCUGGAACUAGAGAGUUAUGCUUACAAUGAAAAUGACCUCAUGCUCUACUGGUAGAAUAGGAAUGAUUCAUUAAGGACAAAUGAGAUUGUAGCCUCACAGAUUUUUAUUGAAGAAUUCCACCCUUCCUAUGGGCUAAUUUUUUACAACAGUACUGGCUGGUAUAACAGACUCUGCAUAAACUUCAUCCUCAGGAGACACAUCUUCUUGUUCAUGCAGCAGACAUACUUCCCCACCAUGCUCAUGGUCAUGCUCUCCUGGGUCUCCUUCUGCGCCGUCCCUGCCCGAGUUUCUCUAGGUAUCACCAAUGUGUUGACCAUGUCCACCAUAAUCACUGGUGUUUCAGCUUCUAUGCCUCAGGUUAGUGAGAUCAAGGCUGAAAACAUAUUUGUUUAGUCAAGCCUUUUGUGAAUAGUUUUCUUAGGUACAGGGGCAGGUCUGGAGGGUUUCACAGGCAUAGACUCUAUGUCAAAGGUGAGAAAUGUGAAGCUGCCAGUGUCUUCUGAUACAAGGCAGGCUAUGGCAUAUGAUGGCUGUUUCCAUGACAACGAGAUUGACCUAUCACCUUUUCCUGAGCUCCCGACUACACUCAGCUCAGAAUAGGCAAUGUUGCCCAUGGACACACCUGUAGAGGCUGAGGCACCUAUUGAGGGCAUAAGGCUCUGGAGCAAGCAAUCAUUUCGGCACAACAUCAGUUUUAUAAUAAGCAAUGUUCCCUCUUACCUAUCUGCUUUUUGGCUUUUUUUUUUUGGCUAA
Pangasianodon hypophthalmus (striped catfish) is the source of this 780-nucleotide messenger RNA. RefSeq names its product gamma-aminobutyric acid type A receptor subunit rho3a (gene gabrr3a). Gene Ontology annotation, molecular function: extracellular ligand-gated monoatomic ion channel activity; neurotransmitter receptor activity; GABA-A receptor activity. Gene Ontology annotation, biological process: chemical synaptic transmission; nervous system process; signal transduction. NCBI's taxonomy places the organism in Eukaryota, Metazoa, Chordata, Actinopteri, Siluriformes, Pangasiidae. The record is from RefSeq and is a predicted model, not a curated record. Gene Ontology annotation, cellular component: neuron projection; membrane; synapse.